Cuscuta epithymum is the source of this 1152-nucleotide messenger RNA. The record is from the annotation of a GenBank genome assembly. Lineage: Eukaryota; Viridiplantae; Streptophyta; Magnoliopsida; Solanales; Convolvulaceae.
GGAUGCCUGGAUAAAAAAUGGAGCCAUUAAAGAGUAGCUUGUAGAGCCGACCCCGAAGUGAGACAGAGGAGCAGCAGUAACCAUUAAAGAUCUUUAAAUGCACACUGAUCAGAAGAAAUGUCGAGAGUUAGCUGGGUCGUCCUCUUUUUACCGGAAGAUAUAUUCAGAAGUAGAAGAAAUAGGGUGGGGAAAUCUUGUUAGAUUGGGAGAAGAUUUGACAUCUCUUAGUUUCCGUAUAAUAGACAAGAAGGGAAGAACACAUAUGAUGGGGAUAGAACUCGAUAAAGCCUACCCUAAAUCUCCCCCCUCAGUAUUAGUGGAUGUGCCUUGCGUCUUCAAUUUGCAAUGGUCCGUAAACUCCAAGCUAAAUGAUGUUCUGGAUCAGUUUAGACAGCAUCUGGAUAAGUUUCAACCCUUUUGGUCUACAGUGGAUGAAAUUGACAACUCUCUUCAGGUUUCUGGGCCUAAACAAACAUCGUUUGCCACAUCAUAUCGCCAAAUAGAUAUAGGCAAUGGUUGUUAUCUCAUCUUGUUUAUUGAUCCAAAUGACCCAAAUGCCUUGCCAGAGUGCCGCUUUAUUGGUCCAAACUCUGAGGUCAAUGUACUAGUAGCAUCAUGGAGGACAAAUUGCCAAAGAUGGUUACGUUGCACCUAUUUGUUUAUUGACUACAGACAAACCAUUUGUUGAGAAUCUCAAGAGUUUACUGAAGAUCCAAUUACCCGGACAUUCCCAUGAGCAGAAGAGUGAUGAGCUGCCUGAAUGCGGGAUUUGUUAUUCACAGUAUCUCCCAGUUGAUGACGAGCUUGGAAGUGAUAGUGGAAGUGGCACAGAUUAUAAAUGUCAAAAUAACAGCUGCCGGAAGGCCUUCCACAGUAUUUGCCUUUUAGAUUGGCUUCGUUCCAUCACAACAACGAAACAGUCAUAUGAUGUUUUGUAUGGUAGUUGCCCCUACUGCUCUGAUCCUGUUCGAGUCAAAAUCAACUCCGCCAGCAAGUAAAACAGUGCAAUGUCGUUUAGUAUUGCUCAUUGAUAAUCCGUUUCCCAACAUUAGAAAUUUCAUUAGGUUGACCGCAUAUUAUUGUAACCACCGGUAAAAGUUAAAGUUAAAUCGUCUCUUAGAGAAUUAAUUCAAUUUAAAAGUUAAAAUUAAA